Molecule: messenger RNA, 405 nt
Organism: Drosophila santomea
Lineage: Eukaryota; Metazoa; Arthropoda; Insecta; Diptera; Drosophilidae
Exons: 2
Coding region: 1-405 (134 amino acids)
Molecular function (GO): nucleic acid binding
Source: RefSeq, a predicted model, not a curated record
AUGCUGGCCUUGUACUUGAAUGGAGUAGAGCAAAACACUUGGGUUGAACUACUGCCCGAACUUUCACUAGCCAUAAACACGAGCAUUUCGGACACGACAGGAUUCAGCCCAGCCUUCACAGUGCAAGGAAGAGAACCAAGAUUACCUAAUACGCUGUACAGUCAAGACACACCCGACCAGCCCUCGAACCAGCCACCUCCGGGAAAGAAGGCUGAACAGAUGCGGGAGUUGUUCCAGAUCGUCCGGGACAACAGCGAACGAGCAUCGAACGAGCAAAAAAGACACUACAACCUCCGCCGACGGGAAUGGCGACCUGCCGUGGAGUCCUUGGUACUCCUUCGCCGGCACGUCCUAUCCAAGGCCUCAGAGUACCCGGAAGUCGACGCCGACGCACGUCCGGCCUGA